Molecule: messenger RNA, 1146 nt
Organism: Rotaria sordida
Lineage: Eukaryota; Metazoa; Rotifera; Eurotatoria; Philodinida; Philodinidae
Source: the annotation of a GenBank genome assembly
AUGAUGACAGUAACAGAAAGUACUGCUAAUACAAUGUCUCAAUCUAUUGAUUAUAAUAAUUAUGCAGUGAAUCGUUCAUAUCCAACAACGACAUAUGAUUAUCGUCAUGACGAUUCUUGGGAGAAACCAAACUAUGCAACAUUUCAUCAUCAAUCAUCAUUAUUUUCAACCGGUGGUAUUCCAUCAAUAAAUAAAUUUUAUCAUCCAUCUUUUGAUACAAUUCCGAAUCUCAAUAAUACAAAUCCAAAUUUUUAUCGACGUCAUACUGAAUCAACCUUACAGACAUCGACUUCGAUCUAUUCGCCGUCUACAUCUAAUCCUCCUUCAAAUGUUCCAUUUAAUUAUUCAAAUCAUCCAUCGGGAUUAUUUUUUGGUUGGAAUAAUGGAUCAUCUUUAAUGCGUACACAGAGUGCUUCAUAUCAAGAUUAUUCUGGAUCAACUUCAUAUCCAUCUUAUAAUCCGAUGAGUACAUCAUCUUCACAAUUAACAACAAAUGAUAAAUCUACUGUCAAUACUCGAGUACCACAAAUGGCAUCGAAUAAUCCUUAUCCAUCGUUUUAUAAUAUAAUACCAUCAAUAAAUUUUUCAUUACCUCCUCCACCACCAUCCAUUUCGAAUCAAACAAUAUCACAAACAUCAAAAAUUUCUGUUCCGUCCAAAAAAAGCAAACGUCCACGUCUAACUGCUCAUAUUCGUAAUGAAAUUCUUAAACUUAAAGAAAAUAAACCGACUAUAUUCGUAUGGGAAAUUCAACAAAAUUUAUUACAAAAUGGUAUUUGUACUGCACAAACAUUACCAACUGCAACAGUUAUUCAACGAGUUCUUAAUAAAUCGUCGAAAAACAGUGUAACUAUUAAAGAAGAACCAAAAUUAAAUGUUAAUUUACCAACAAUAUUAAAUAGUGCAUCAUCAGUAACAAUAUGUUUAUCACCAUCACCUUCACCAACAUUAUCUCAUAGUGAAACUAUUUCUGAAUGUUCAAUUUGUCUUGAAUCAUAUCGUAGUGGUCAAGAAGUUAGUAUAUUGGCUUGUUCACAUGAAUAUCAUUCAUCAUGUAUUGGUGAAUGGAUGUUAAAAAAUCGUUCAUGUCCAAUGUGUCGAAAAGAUAUUCACAAUCAACCACAAUUUGUUACACUUUUGAUUUGA